Molecule: messenger RNA, 1641 nt
Organism: Cryptomeria japonica (Japanese cedar)
Lineage: Eukaryota; Viridiplantae; Streptophyta; Pinopsida; Cupressales; Cupressaceae
Product: putative UPF0481 protein At3g02645
Exons: 1
Coding region: 1-1641 (546 amino acids)
Source: RefSeq, a predicted model, not a curated record
AUGGAAUUAAAGAACGCCGAAGAAGUAAAGUUCGAUCAGGAUCUCUGGCUUAUUCAAAUAAAGGAAGGUCUGCAAAUACAUGGCGAGCAAAAAGAAGAAAAGGAGAUUUGCAUAUCCGUUUUUGGUGUGCCCAAGGAGUUGUUGGCAAUGACGCCAGAAGCGUAUAUUCCGCAGUGCGUCUCCAUUGGACCAUAUCACCAUUCUAGAUCACAGCUGUACGAAAUGGAGAGUUAUAAAGUAUCUGCUGUGCGAAGGUUUGAGAAGACGCUAACCGGUGGCUGCAAGUUCGAAUCAGUAGUGGAAGAAGUGAAGAAGUACGACUGGCAGAUCAGGAACUGCUACCACAAAUAUCUCGACUACAAUAAGGAAACCCUGGCAUGGCUUAUGGCUCUUGACGCCUCCUUCGUGCUUGACUGCUUGCAGUUCCAAGUCGAACGGGCAGACCAGCCUUCUUCACAAGUGUCUUCCCACGGUAAGCUACUGGGCAGAGUUUUGGAUCCAACUGGGAGGAGCGCAAUCCACAAUGCGAUUAUCAGAGAUCUGAUGAUGCUAGAGAAUCAGUUACCUUUGUUUCUCUUGCAGAAGCUGCUCGAAAUGGAGCUGGGUUCUCAAGAUAAGGCGGAAGAAAGGCUCUGCAAAUUGGUGACUCGCGCCUGUAGGGAAUGGUCACCAUUUAUGUUGAAGAUGCGGGAUAGUUCAAGGCUGCGUAUAAAAGAGAGGGGUCACAUAUUGGAGGUGUUCUACUACUCUAUUGUCCCUGCUCCAGACAUGGACGAUACCAUUUCUAAGAAGAAUGAUGACGGGAUUGUCCUGUCCCCGGAUUCAACGUACAUAACGCGUGCUCUGAAAGCUUUAUGGAAAGCCCUUUCUUCGUUAGAAAUCAGCCUUGAUCAACUUGUCUCGGCACUCCCUGAGGGUGUCUUGAAAGGAAAGCCGGUCCAGUUGGUGACACAGAUGUCCACGCAUCUUGUCUCCGCUUUUGGAACUCUUUCAAUUAAGCGCAAAGAGGAAAAAGAUGAGGAGAAAGAUGAGGAGAGAGAAUAUUCCUAUGCGGAAACUCCUCCUACGCGUGAUGAAUUAGCGAUUCCCUCCGUCUCCAAUUUAUACUCAGUAGGAGUAAAAUUCCUUCCAACCGAGGGAGACCUUACCACAAUUCGCUUCGACCCGAGGACUGCAACUCUUUAUCUUCCCAAAUUGAGGUUGGAUUCGAGCACGGAAGUAGUUCUCAGGAAUUUGGUGGCGUUCGAAGCUUCGGCGGCUCCUGGUGAUUUGAUCUUCACUCGUUAUAGUGAUUUCAUGAACGGCAUCAUCGACAAAGAGGAAGAUGUUCGGCUUCUGAGAAAAAACGGAAUUAUCUACAAUCAUCUGGCAGACGACGAGAAAGUGGCAAGCCUGUGGAAUGGCUUGGGUAGAUGCGUGAAAUUGACGAAAGUAAAACAUUUGGAUCAAGUUAUAGCGGAUGUCAACAAGCAUUAUCACAAGAGAUGGCCCGUUGCCGUUAAGAAGAACAUAAGCAAAUACAUAUUUGGUUCAUGGAAGCUCCUCACUGUUGUGGCCGCAGGGAUACUUUUGCUUCUGACUUGCUUAGAGGCCUUUUGUUCUGUGUAUGAAUGUAAACAUUGGUGGAACAACACUAGUUAA